Daktulosphaira vitifoliae (grape phylloxera) is the source of this 1996-nucleotide messenger RNA. RefSeq lists its product as uncharacterized. The coding region runs from base 155 to 1915 and encodes 586 amino acids. Lineage: Eukaryota; Metazoa; Arthropoda; Insecta; Hemiptera; Phylloxeridae. The transcript is spliced from 10 exons. Gene Ontology annotation, molecular function: long-chain fatty acid-CoA ligase activity. Gene Ontology annotation, biological process: fatty-acyl-CoA biosynthetic process; long-chain fatty acid metabolic process. Gene Ontology annotation, cellular component: mitochondrion. The record is from RefSeq and is a predicted model, not a curated record.
GCGGCUUAUUAUCAAAUCCUGAUAGUCAGUAUGUCGACAUUCGGUGAUUGUCUUUGCGACACGGCUCCCCGUUUAUACUUUAAAACAUUCAACCUUUCUUCAAAUCGGCUCUCACUUUUUUGGAAUAAAACAGAUUAAACCAAUUUUGACCAAGAUGGUUUUAGUGAGACAGUGGACCCGUUUACUAGCAAACGGUUGUUUACCGCGUGCUUUUGCUGUUCGUUUAAAAGAUGGACGAGGACAGCCUGUUCGUUUAAUUCAUACUAAAGAAUCAAAAACUAUUCAUUCACCUCUUUCCGACGUCGAAAUACCAUCCGAUAUAAUUUACGAAUUUGUUUGGAAAAAUUUAGAAAAAUGGCCUGAUCACGACGCUUUGGUAUGUGGACUGACUAAUAGAAAGUAUACGUAUCACCAAGCACGAUUGGCUUGUAAGAGGUUUGCAACUACUUUAAGAAGACGAGGAGUAUCUGAGGGUCAAGUUUUUGCCAUAAUUUUACCUAAUAUUCCUGAAUUUGGUAUUUGUUCUCUGGGAUUCAACGAAGCUGGCAUAGUAGUCACCACCAUGAAUCCUUUAUAUACAUCAUAUGAAAUGGCUCACCAGCUCAAAGAUUCUGGGGCAGUGGGUAUUGUUACAACGCCUGAGCUCUUGUCUCGAGUAAUUAAAGCAGAACAUAUGAUAGCAGAGCCUAAUAAAAAACCUAUAAUCAAUAUAUGCAUUAAUAUAUCCGGUUCUAGAGUAGAGGAAGCCUGGGACUUUUUUGAAAUGAUAGAUUCUUCAGUUGAUACUUCUAGUAAAAUCUCAAAUCACAGAUUAUCAGAAGAUGUAGCAUUCAUGCCGUAUUCAAGUGGCACUACUGGACUUUCAAAAGGAGUUGCAUUAUCAAACAAAAAUUUGGCCAUUAACAUAAACCAACUAAAACAUCCUGAAAUUAAGCAUAUUAUAAAUACUUCUGCGGAUCAUCAAGACGUAAUUCCAGCAAUAUUACCAUUUUAUCACAUUUAUGGCUUAACAGCUAUAAUGCUGAGGGGAUUACAUGAAGGGUGCAAAAUAGUAUCUCUGCCUAAACUUGAAUCAGAACUUUUCUUAUCUAUACUCAAGGAUCACAAAGCAACUAUACUGUACGUAGUUCCACCUCUAAUUUUAUUAUUAGGACAUAAUAAAAACAUCACUCCAUCACAUUUUGAAACUCUAAGAUUAAUUUGCAAUGGUGCUGGUCCUGUAAAGGAAGCUGAUGGCGAAAAAGUACUGGCAAGAUCUAAAAAUAAAAACCUGAGAUUUCUUCAAGCUUAUGGUAUGACUGAAACCUCACCAGUAGUUUUUGUAACAAGAAAUAGUGAUCGAUUCAGUUACUUAACUGUAGGACCUCCAGUUUCUAAUACAAUGGCUAGGAUAGUUGAUCCAAAUGAUUACAGUAUAUUGUAUGGGCCUAACGAAUCUGGAGAAAUUCAAGUUAAAGGCCCACAAGUUAUGUUAGGUUAUCAUAAUAACCCAAAAGCCACAGCAAAUACUAUUGAUUCAAAUGGUUGGUUAAGCACUGGAGAUAUUGGAUACUACGACGAAAAAGAUAACUUUUACAUAUCUGACCGUUUAAAAGAGUUAAUUAAGGUUCAAGGAUACCAAGUACCUCCUGCAGAACUGGAAGGUAUAUUAAGAACUCAUCCGAGUAUCACGGAUGCAGCUGUUGUGGGUAUUCCUCACCCUAAAACAGGAGAAGUUCCACUUGCAUUCGUUGUAGUCGACCCUGAUGCAGCAUCACCAUCCACUGAAGAAGUACAAAAUUUCGUAUCAAAACAAGUGUCGCCUUAUAAACAGAUUACUGGAGGCGUAAAAUUUGUUGACUCACUUCCUAAGAGUGCAGCGGGAAAAAUUCUUCGACGUCUACUUAAAGAGGAAUAUAUGAAAAAUCAACAAUAAAAACUUAUUUAUUUAUAAUAUAUAUAUAUAUAUAUGUUUUAUCAUGUAUAUAUUUAGCUAAAAAAUAUCAUUUAUAUUUAA